AUGGACGUGGACAUGGACGUGGACGUGGACGUGGACGUGGACGUGGACGUGGACGUGGACGUGGACGUGGACGUGGACGUGGACGUGGACGUGGACGUGGACGUGGACGUGGACGUGGACGUGGACGUGGACGUGGACGUGGACGUGGACGUGGACGUGGACGUGGACGUGGACGUGGACAUGGACGUGGACGUGGACGUGGACGGUGGACGUGGACGUGGACGUGGGGACGUGGACGUGGACGUGGACGUGGACGUGGACGUGGACGUGGACGUGGACGUGGACGUGGACGUGGACGUGGACAUGGACGUGGACGUGGACGUGGACGUGGACGUGGACGUGGACGUGGACGUGGACGUGGACGUGGACGUGGAGGACGACGUGGACGUGGACGUGGACGUGGACGUGGACGUGGACGUGGACGUGGACGUGGACGUGGACGUGGACAUGGACGUGGACGUGGACGUGGACGUGGACGUGGACGUGGACGUGGACGUGGACGUGGACGUGGACGUGGACGUGGACGUAGUGGACGACGUGGACGUGGACGUGGACGUGGACGUGGACGUGGACGUGGACGUGGACGUGGACGUGGACGUGGACGUGGACGUGGACGUGGACAUGGAUGGAGUGGACGUGGACGUGGACGUGGACGUGGACGUGGACGUGGACGUGGACGUGGACAUGGACGUGGACGACGUGGACGUGGACGUGGACGUGGACGUGGACAUGGACGUGGACAUGGACGUGGACGUGGACGUGGACGUGGACAUGGACGUGGACGUGGACGUGGACGUGGACAUGGACGUGGACGUGGACGUGGACGUGGACGUGGACGUGGACGUGGACGUGGACGUGGACGUGGACGUGGACGUGGACGUGGACGUGGACAUGGACGUGGACGUGGACGUGGACGUGGACGUGGACGUGGACGUGGACGUGGACGUGGACGUGGACGGGACGUGGACGUGGACGUGGACGUGGACGUGGACGUGGACGUGGACGUGGACGUGGACGUGGACGUGGACGUGGACGUGGGACGUGGACGUGGACGUGGACGUGGACGUGGACGUGGACGUGGACGUGGACGUGGACGUGGACGUGGACGUGGACGUGGACGUGGACGUGGACGUGGACGUGGACGUGGACGACGUGGACGUGGACGUGGACGUGGACGUGGACGUGGACGUGGACGGACGUGGACGCGUGGACGUGGACAUGGACGUGGACGUGGACGUGGACGUGGACGUGGACGUGGACGUGGACAUGGACGUGGACGUGGACGUGGACGUGGACGUGGACGUGGACGUGGACGUGGACUGGACGUGGACGUGGACGUGGACGUGGACGUGGACGUGGACGUGGUGUGGACGUGGACGUGGACGUGGUGGAGUGGACGUGGACGUGGACGUGGACGUGGACGGACUGGACAUGGACGUGGACGUGGACGUGGACGUGGACGUGGACGUGGACGUGGACGUGGACGUGGACGUGGACAUGGACGUGGACGGGAGUGGACGUGGUGGACGUGGACGUGGACGUGGACGUGACGUGGACGUGGACGUGGACGGGACGUGGACGUGGGUGGACGUGGACGUGGACGUGGACGUGGACGUGGACGUGGACGUGGACGUGGACGUGGAAUGGACGUGGACGUGGACGUGGACGUGGACGUGGACGUGGACAGUGGACGUGGACGUGGACGUGGGAGGAAUGGGACGUGGACGUGGACGUGGGGACGUGGACGUGGACGUGGACGUGGACGUGGACGUGGACGUGGACGUGGACGUGGACAUGGACGUGGACGUGGACUGGACGUGGACAGUGGACGUGGACGUGGACGUGGACGUGGACGUGGACAUGGACGUGGACGUGGACGUGGACGUGGACGGUGACGUGGACGUGGACGUGGACGUGGACGUGGACGUGGACGUGGACAUGGACGUGGACGUGACGUGGACGUGGACGUGGACAUGGACGUGGACGUGGACGUGGACAGUGGACGUGGACGUGACGUGGACGUGGACAGUGGACGUGGACGUGGACGUGGACGUGGACGUGGACGUGGACGUGGA
Closterium sp. NIES-65 is the source of this 2075-nucleotide messenger RNA. The record is from the annotation of a GenBank genome assembly. Lineage: Eukaryota; Viridiplantae; Streptophyta; Zygnematophyceae; Desmidiales; Closteriaceae.